UUUUAUGCUUCUCGCACCUGUUUCUUUGGGAAUCCUAAAGUGUAGCACUAAGAUUUUUUUUAUAAAUAUUUACAAUUUUCUUUGUUUCCCGGCAUUUUGAAUUUAGGUUGACGCUCGCUUGGCUUUUAGCGACAUCAGUGAUUGCCAAAGAUGGAAGACUUCCAGGGGCAAGAGCUGAUGUCGCCGUCCCAGCUGGAUGCUGUCUGGAGGGUUAUAAACGACCAGGAACGAAUACACACCAAUAUAAUGGAGGAGCAGCAGCAGAAUUUAGUGGAAAUGUUGACGUUCUGCAGCAGCCUCUCUGCCACGGGCUUCCAGCCGUGCAGCGAGGGGUGGGCCGGCCCACACAACUUCAGGAUGAGCGUCAGCAGCGAGGCUGCCGGGAAGACCUCGUGCGUGUACUCGUCGCAGCUGGACAAGGUGUUCCUGCCCAUGAACGCGAGCCUGCCCGUGCAGUUCAAGUGCGUGUGGGCAGAGCCGGACCUGUGCGUGCGCGCGCUGCCUGUGUUCCUGGAGGCAGACGAGCUGCACAAGCCCGUGAGGCGCUGCAGCCACCACGUGCGCGACAAGGAGGAGACCAACAUGGACUUUGAGUUCCCGGCGCACGUGGUGCGCUGCGAGAGCAUGGACAGCGUGUACACCGAAGACCCCUCCUCGAAGCGCCUGAGCGUGGUGACUCCCCUGGGGACCCCGCCGCCGGGCAGCGACGUGGUCGUGCUUCACUACCGCUUCAUGUGCAAGACCAGCUGCCUGGGCGGCAUGAACCGCCGCCCCAUCCACGUGGUGUUCACCCUCGAGAGACACACGGGCGAGGUGGUGGGACGCGCGGCCGUGAAGGUGCGCAUCUGCAGCUGCCCGAAGCGAGACAUGCGCAAGGAGGAGGAGGUGGCGGCGAGGUCAGAGCAGUCCCCGUCGGCGCUCCCAGGCGGCGAGGCGGCUGCUGACCCCGCGACAAGGCCGCCCAAGGCCAAGAAGAUCAAGCUGGAGCCCGCGAAGCGUGUUCGCUUCAUACCUAUAUUUGGAGACGAAGACUUCUUCAAAGAGUGUGCAAGGUUGUUGCGCACACAUUUCAUCGGCGGGAAAUUAGUGGAGUGCCAACAACUUACCGCGGAGGAAAAGCAGAAUUUGGACACCUUCAACUCUAUCAUUGACAGCGGCCAGGCUAACAUCAAAGAAGAAAUUCAUUCAGAACUUGCUGAGUGAAGUAUGUAUGUAUAUUGUGGGUGCUGUGUAAGUACCUAUAGUGCAUUUAGGUGUGGUACCUCUUUGUAAGUAGUGUUAGAUAUCACGUAUUACAAAGUAUUUUUGUUUUCUUUGAUAGCAGAACUUGCCUUUGUACACGCAGUUCGUGUAGUACCUACUUCUGGAUCAAAAGAUGGUUUUGUUUGUUAACUGUUAUUUUUAUAACAGUGUUUGUAUAUACGUAAUGUAGAUGAGCAGUAAGGUGCCAGUUACUUUUGGGGCCAGAGAUCUGAUGUAAAAUUAAAGUGCAAAAUUCGGAAGAAGCUAUUGCUUUGCUCGGGUAUUAUCCAUGUUGAAAGUGCCUUUUAUCAGUGAUGGGUCAAAGCCAUUUUCUCAAAUCUGAAUAUCAAAUUCGAAUCCCAAAGAGUAAAUUUUUAUGUACCCCUCGGAAGCCGUAUCUAGGUCUCAAGGGUCCAAAAUUAGAGAAAGUAUAAAAAAUUAAAAGAUUACCUAUGUCAUUUAAACAUUGAAACUUUUAAAUUUUUUUUUUUUUUUUUUUCGUGAAAUAAUUAUCCAGAAUCAAUAAUAUUUUAAUUUUAUAUAUAUGUGUGUGUGUGUAUAUACAGUAGAAUCUCGUUAUAGCGAGCACGGUAAUAGCGAGAACACGGCUAUAACGAGGUAUUUUUGAGGAAUUUACGGCGUGAUCGCUUGAAGCGCGCUUUUUUUAUUUGUCUGCUUUAUCUCCACCCCUCUCGCUCGCCACUAGACAUCUUGCCGUUGACGCCUGUCACAUUCUUCAGCCUUGCAGUCGCCACCUAAGUGCGUGGCUUUAAAAAUAGAAUCCCAUCCUUUCUUUCUUUUAUCAAACUUCCGUUAGUUAUCUGUGCCGUGUGUAGACAAAGUUUGAGAUUGGAACAGAAACAACGUAAGAAAGUAUUUUUUUACAAAUUAAAAAUAUGUAUGUUUUUGGUUUUUAAUCGCGUAUAUUCACGUUUUUUGUUGUUGUUAUAUUAAAAGAGAUAAUAUUAAAAAGCCGCUCUAAUGAGAUUUAAUUGUUUCUUGGUUAACAAAAACUUUUAAUUAUCAAAUAUUGUUAAUUGUUUAUAUUCUAUUUAUUAUUUACGCGACGUCAUACUGUACGCGUACGCAAUACGACUGGAUUCGUUGCUGCAACAUAACAUAGCAUGUUAUGCUGUAUCAGAAGUAACGAGUAACGUAACGAUAGUAACGAGUACUAAUUGUUAUAGUUACGAAUACAUACGGGUACACAUUUUUUCGUUAUUUUUACACCUCUAGUAGGCACUACCGUAUUUAUUUCCGAAUCGCUAGGACAGUUUUCUUGUAACUUUUGUUUCGGUCAGUUGUUAGGGUAUCUGUCCGGGAAAGGGGUGGUGAUGGUUUGAGUUUAAUCCCAAAUUUAUUUUCUAAAGAAGUUGACAGGUUUCUUUAAAUGAAAAAAGUAUAGUUUUCCAGCGACUAUUUCGUUUGAGGCGUACGUGCGUUGCCGCAGUGUAAGGAAUUAAAUCGUCGCGCUACACUAGCACCACCUGUUAGCAACAUCCCGAACCAACAUGGCCGCCAGCAGACAGCCCGCGUCGGCAAUAGAUAGCAGGACAAUGCUGCAUCGGCCGCGGGCUGAUAUGCAAUACUUACGUGCCGUGGUAGGGUAAUCUGGUUAUUUUGACGCAAACGGUGAUCGCAUCUGUUCUUAUGGGGUAUCGUUUUAAAGAGAAUUCACACAUCUGCUCACAGAAAUUAAUAUUUCGUUAAUAUAACCUGUUAUUUUCCAAUUAUACAGGUUUAAACACAAUUUUUAUGCUAUUUUCGGUUAAUUUUUAUUUUUUGGGGGCCAAAAUUUGUCCAAUUCGGUUAUAGCGAGGACACAAUUAUAGCGAGGAUCAAACCCGGAACCGUGACACCUCGCUAUAACGGGACUCUAGUGUAUAUAGAGAUAGACGCACACAGCGAAACCCCUUAUUUACGUUACCGUUAUUUACUUUUCCCCGUUAUUUGCACUAUAUUCAUCAGGUCCCGUUUAGUUCCCAUUUAGUCCAAUACAAUACUUUCACGCGAAUUACGUCUCAAAAAUUGAAUCCGUCCCGCUAUUUACGUCAGGUAACAACCAUAGUAGGCCUAAAAACAUUGUGAAAAACGUAACGUUUAUAGUCGGCAAUGAACAUUUUAAAUCGCAAAAUAUACAUAUUUUAAAACAUGAAAAGUUGCUUUUCUUUCUUAACAUAUAAUAAUUUAAGCCUAGGCGUGUAAAAGUCCGAGUAAUUAUAGCAGGAGACAAUCUAAAAUGUACUAGGAAAAAAUGUAAACUCACGAAUGUAUAAACGUAGGGGAAAUGUCGGGAAUAUUACGACUUUACGAGGCUGCUUGUAAGUUGUGAUACUAAAUUUAUGUCACAACUUAGCUGGUACGAGACAUAAACUUCGCAAGAUAAAACGAGCGGAGUCUCAGUAACUUUUUUAUACGUAUUUUAUAGUUUCAGAAAUAUUGUACAGUUGACACAUAUUUUUUAAACUAACCAUUUAUUUCUGGGGAUCGUAAAUAAUUAAUUAUUGGUAUCAAGACAUCAAGAUGAACGUAAACUUGAACAUGUCACGGCAGCGAGAAAACUGGUGCGUAUACCAAUAAACUGGUAUUAGAACUGGACAAAACUGGUACACGGGAGGUGGAGCUUAUAUUUUUUUCCGCUAAGCUCGCAUCUAUUGGCUGGCUGCUGAUGGAACGUCACGAGUCUGGGCGGAGUGUUGAGUGAGUUAUACUGCGCAUGCGCAGCUCAGUCGGUGGCUACGCCGCGCCGAAACAACAGCUGAUUGAGUACAAUGACCUUUCUCCGCGCAUGGCGUGCUAUUGAAGGUAAAUUUCCAAUUUGCUGCCUUUUUUUUUAAUUUUUUUACUGUGGUGCAAUGCGUAUGUGUAAUGUAGCCCGUAUUUGGUAUGAACGCUGCAGGAUGCGACUGUAUUUUAAUUAACUUUAACGUAUUUCUUACUUUUCCCAUUAUUUGCACUUUCCUGCUUUUUACACUUAUUUUCUUAGUCCCCAUGAAAAGUGCAAAUAAGGGGUUUUGCUGUAUAUAUAUAUAAUAUCUCAGGGAAUGGUAACAGGAUAGCUAUGAAGAAACAAAUUGACGUAGUAAAUGUCAGAGGUUAUCAGUGUUGGAUUAUUAAUUCACUUUAUUUCCUUUAAAAUCUUUCUCUUUGACUAUAGAAGAAUCCUUUGAAUAUUAUGGAUUUGAUGGUAUUUGAGGACUUGGUUGGCCGAUCCCUAGUAUGUGUUUCACAGAGGGUUCUGGUUGUAAGAAGUGUUGUGAGAAAAAUAUAUUUUUCCAGAAUGCAUUAAAUUUACUUAUGAAACGAGGGAAAAUAAUUUCAGCUCUGUAUGACACAGUUGAAGUUGUUGCUGGUGCUGUCAAUAUUGGCAUUAUAGAUUAUAGUGAUUAAAGUAUGUAAUGUUUCUGAUAGUUAAUGUUGUCAGAUGUGCCUUUACCAUGUAGAACUUGGUUUCAAGACCAAAUUCAACUGUGCUAGUAGUUUAGAUGUGAUACUGAUAACUUAUCAGUUAGGUAAGUUUCUGUGAGUGUUUAUGUUUAUGAAAGAUACGGACUUGUGGUGCUCUGCACGGUUCUAGUAAAAAAAAAGCGUAGCUUUUUAUUCUUUAAGCUAAACAAAAAAUAUGAAUGAAAACCACGAUAUAGGUAGACCAAUCAUUACUAGCAUCCAGAUCCAGUAAGCGAACAAACACCACUCUCAUUUAAAUUCAUCAAUAUUGGAACUAAUUUAUACAUUAUUCUUGCCAUUUGAGUGUAAUUUGUUCUCCAUAGUCUACAGUUUGAAUGUACUUUGGUUUAUAAUGCAACAUGUUUUGCUUGCAUGCUUUGUUUAUUUGUAUUUGGUCUUUUACGUACGAAUGGCCAGAAAUUUAACAUUCCAAUCAAGGGACUAAUUAUUUUAACAUUAUUAAUGGGAAAACAUAUUAUGGGGGAACAUCUUAAGCCAAUUUUACUGUAGUUCCUUAUUUUUCCGGAAAUAAUGCAACGCUGAAUACAAUGUGACCCCAGACAUUUUGAUUUUGAGUUCAUAAAAAAUACUUUUUUGAAUAAAAAUAAUUCAAACACACACCAAUUAAAAAUUAUUUAAAUUAGUAAAUUUAUAUAUUUACUACAGCUUUUCUGGUGACACUUUUGUCAAUAGUGAUUUACAGGACUCUUUUUUAAAUAAAUGUUAGAAAAAAAAUUUUUUUAUCAUUAGUCAAUUUAUUAAUGUAUACUUUCAACAAGCAAUGAAAGGUGGAAGAAUUCUACUUUUCCCAUUGUAAUGUUUUCUCAAAGACAGUCCCUUGAAAAACUUCUUAACUGAGUUUCUCUACACUUAGAAAUUUAAACUUAUUAACAUGGUAACAUCUUAUAUAUAUGCAUUUGCAUGUGAUGUGUGUAAUGUAUAGUUUAGUGGUUUUUAUUUUUUAAAGAUUACAAUGCAGGAAAUAGUUUUACUGUUGUUAUUAAGAUAGUCAAUCUUUUUUGUAUUAUUGUUAGCUAGAAAGAAAUGACUUGAUGUGUUAAAUAGGAAGAAUUUGUUUUACUUGUUUUUAUAAUGCUGUCUUCUCGUAUUUUUGUACCUUUAUUAAUUAAAUUUUUUAAAAAAUAAAA
This is a messenger RNA of Bacillus rossius redtenbacheri, 5837 nucleotides long. Its product is annotated as cellular tumor antigen p53-like. The record is from RefSeq and is a predicted model, not a curated record. Bases 151 to 1203 code for a protein of 350 amino acids. Gene Ontology annotation, cellular component: nucleus. Lineage: Eukaryota; Metazoa; Arthropoda; Insecta; Phasmatodea; Bacillidae. The transcript is spliced from 9 exons. Gene Ontology annotation, biological process: apoptotic process; regulation of transcription by RNA polymerase II. Gene Ontology annotation, molecular function: DNA-binding transcription factor activity, RNA polymerase II-specific; RNA polymerase II cis-regulatory region sequence-specific DNA binding.